AUGGGGGAACUGGAGAGGCGCCUGGCGCGGAUCGAGGAGGGAGCUGCUACGGCCUCCUCCCUGGCCGGCGCUGGAGCGAAACGGGCUCCGUCGACGAACGGACCGGAGUGGGCGACCGUGGUUGGCCGCAAGGAGAAAAGGAGGGCUGCAGCGGGGGGGGCGCCGGCGAAGAAGCCGGCUCCCGCCUCUGUAGCCUCGAAGAGCGGCCGGGGUUGUCCCCUUCCCCGGCCGGGAGCUGCUGGUGCUGGUGCCUCGGCGGGGGUGGGCGAGGCAUUGCCGCGCCCCCUCUCCGGGGUCGCAGCCCAGCGGAAAGAAAAAGAAGGGUCCAAAGGGGGUAAAUCCGGGAGGGGGGCCGCCGCCGUCUCGAGCGGCGUCCGCUGCCCCGGGUGCGGUGGGGAGGCGGGUCCCGAGGUCCUCCGUGGUGGCAAUCCGGGUGGAGCCGGGGUGUGCCUCCUACACCGACAUCAUCAAGAGGUCCAGGGCGGCAAUCAACCUGAGGGAAAUUCUCCCUCAGCCCGACCUGGGCCUCAAAUUUAA
Messenger RNA from Solenopsis invicta (red fire ant), 537 nucleotides. RefSeq names its product translation initiation factor IF-2-like. The record is from RefSeq and is a predicted model, not a curated record. The transcript is spliced from 2 exons. The coding region runs from base 1 to 537 and encodes 178 amino acids. Lineage: Eukaryota; Metazoa; Arthropoda; Insecta; Hymenoptera; Formicidae.